ACAACGAUAACGUUACCCCGUCAAAUAUCAAUCAUCAUUCAUCUAUUAUUCUAUUCAUCAUUAAAGUAAUUCUUCUGCUAGGACCUCUAAGAAAUAUGUCGAAAAACAAAUUAAACUUGACCCUUCCUCCUGGUGUGGCUGACAACCAACAGCCUGUGUCACCAUCUGCACCAUUAUCGGCAGCAUCAGACGCAGGAUGCGACAAGUUAAGUGUAGCAAGUUUACAAGAACAGUUGGACCGAGUUGGGAUGGAUGACGAACAACGAAAACGAAUGGAAUUAUUUUUAUGUCAAAAAGAAAAGAUUGGGGGUGAACUUAGUGAUGCAGACUUUGAGAAAAUGAAAGAUGGUGAACUAGGUGCUGGCAAUGGUGGAGUAGUCAUGAAAGUUAAACACAAGUCUAGCGGACUCAUUAUGGCCAGAAAACUCAUACACUUAGAAGUAAAGCCUGCAAUAAAAAAACAAAUUAUUCGGGAACUUAAAAUUUUGCACGAAUGUAACCACGCACAUAUAGUUGGUUUUUAUGGAGCAUUUUACAGUGAUGGUGAAAUUAGUAUUUGUAUGGAAUACAUGGACGGUGGUUCCCUUGAUCUCAUAUUGCAAAAAACUCGAAUACCCGAGCCAAUGCUUGGAACUAUAACUGCUGCUGUUGUCAAAGGUCUAAUUUAUCUACGAGAACAACAUUCAAUUAUUCACCGAGAUGUCAAACCCAGUAACAUUUUGGUAAAUAGUGCAGGAGAAAUUAAGAUAUGUGAUUUUGGUGUGUCUGGACAAUUGAUAGACUCCAUGGCUAACUCAUUUGUUGGUACUAGAUCAUAUAUGUCUCCUGAACGACUACAAGGUACACAAUAUACAUUACAAAGUGAUAUAUGGUCCUUGGGAUUAUCUUUGGUUGAAAUGGCCAUUGGAAUGUAUCCCAUACCUGCACCUGAUGCUAAAACUUUAGCGUCAAUAUUUGGACCUAGAUCUCAGACGACUGAAACAAUAGAAAACAUUGAAGGUGAUGUCUUCGCAAACGGGAAUGGACCAAGGCCAAUGGCUAUAUUCGAACUACUUGAUUACAUAGUUAAUGAACCACCUCCAACUUUACCAGCUGGUAUAUUCUCUGAUGCCUUCAAAGAUUUUGUAGACAGAUGCUUAAAAAAAAAUCCUAAUGAGAGAGGAGAUUUCAAAAUGCUUAUGGAUCAUCAAUGGAUAAAGAAGGCAGAAAGCGAACCAGUUGAUAUCGCUGGUUGGGUUUGUAAGAUAAAAGGUUUAACUCCAACUACUCCAACCAGAAUGGCUUCGAAUUCAGCCUCAUGAGUCUGCUCACUGCUCCUAAUACAAAGGCUCACUGCUGUGGACUCCUAUUUAGACAGAAAUGUCUAGAGGUGUGCCCCUCCCAAGCUUAAUAUAAUAUAAUUGCUUUUGCCAAGAAAUUGUUUUGAUUGUGUUUAUGUAGCCUUUGAUAGGGUGGUAAUUAUAAACUAUAUAAUUAUUAAUUAGGAAAUUGAUUGUAAUUUUAUAAUAUAUUAGGGAUAAUUUAUAAUUAAUAAUCCCAAGGGUGUUUUUUUUAUAAACUUUUCUACGUGUAUUGUGUGAUAAAAGCAUUAAUUUCUAUUUCCAUUGUUAAAUUGUAUUAGUUUGUUGUGUUUUUUAACUUUAUGGCCUACUUGCCUGCUUCUAUUCACAGGCUUAAGUUGGGUUAUGAUAGGCAUAAUAUACAUUUUUGUCUUGGAGUUAACACUUAUCAAGCUUAAAAUAUUAGUAGUACAUAUAAUUAUUGAGCAAAUAAAUAAUUAAAUUAUAUUUAAUCAAGUUAUAAAAUUUUUUUUAAAAUUAAUAUGUGUGAUCUAUUAUGCUUUUAAUUCUAACAUUUCCAACAUAAUUAAUUCAGUGAUUUUUUUGUAUAUUUUUUUUUUUUACUGUUAUGUAGAUAAUUAGUUUUAACAUUUAUAUUUAUUUAUAUUAUAUUUUAUUUGCUAAAUUUAAUUUUCCAAUGUAAAUACCUUUAUUUAUUUUAAGUUCAUAAGUUGUUCCUGCUACUUCAAAGUGCACCCUUUUAACUCACUUUUUUUUCAUUUUACCAUCGUCCAUUUUAUUAAAAUACCAGUUUAGAUUUAUGCGAUUGCUUUUAGUAAAUAUUUAGAAAUAUUUAUUUUUAAAUUGUUUACCCGUAUAUUCAUUGUUUUAUAUUAUGAUGUUACUUUAUUUAUUAACUGUAAUGAUUAUUAUUACAUAGAAUAGUACUUAAAAAUGUAAAAUAAUCAAAAUUACAUUGAAUGUCUUGGCAUAUCAUUAGGCCAAUGGGAGCCGUAGUAGCAGGAGCAGUAAACUAUGUAUUAUUAUACUAUAAUAUUUAAUGACGAAAUAUUGGGAUGAAAACCAUAUGUCAUAUUUUAUUCCUAAAUAUAAUUAUAACUAUUAUUCAUACUAUAUAAAUGUAUCAUAGAAAAAAUAUUAUACAUUUUUUUUUUGAUUUAAAUUAAUUAAACAAUUAUACAAAUAGUUCACUUGAAA
Molecule: messenger RNA, 2498 nt
Organism: Rhopalosiphum padi (bird cherry-oat aphid)
Lineage: Eukaryota; Metazoa; Arthropoda; Insecta; Hemiptera; Aphididae
Gene: Dsor1
Product: dual specificity mitogen-activated protein kinase kinase dSOR1
Exons: 8
Coding region: 96-1301 (401 amino acids)
Biological process (GO): protein phosphorylation
Molecular function (GO): protein kinase activity; ATP binding
Source: RefSeq, a predicted model, not a curated record